AUGGCACAGAGAGGAAAUCAGUUAGACUCACUGAAAUUCUCUUGUUCGAUCUGUUUGGAUCUACUGAAGGAUCCGGUGACUACAGCCUGUGGACACAGCUACUGCAGGAACUGUAUUAAAAGUUUCUGGGAUGAAGAGGACAGGAAGGGAAUCCACAGCUGCCCUCAAUGCAGGAAGACUUUCACACCGAGGCCUGUCCUGGAGAAAAACGUCAUGUUAGCAGCUUUAGUGGAGCAGCUGAAGAAGACUGGACUCCAAGCUGCUCCAGCUGAUCACUGCUAUGCUGGACCUGAAGAUGUGGCCUGUGAUUUCUGCACUGGGAGGAAACUGAAAGCCAUCAAGUCCUGUUUAGUCUGUCUGGCCUCUUACUGUGAGAAACACCUCCAACCUCACUAUGAUGCAGCUCCAUUAAAGAAACACAAGCUGGUGGCCCCCUCCAAGAAGCUCCAGGAGAACAUCUGCUCUCGUCAUGAUGAGGUGAUGAAGAUUUUCUGUCGUACUGAUCAGCAGAGUAUCUGUUAUCUCUGCACAGUGGGUGAACAUAAAGGCCAUGAAACAGUCCCAGCUGCAGCAGAAAGGACUGAGAAGCAGAAGGAGCUCGAGGUGAGACGACUAAACAUCCAGCAGAGAAUCCAGGAGCGAGAGAAAGAUGUGAAGCUGCUUCAACAGGAGGUGGAGGCCAUCAAUGGCUCUGCUGAUAAAGCAGUGGAGGACAGUGAGAAGAUGUUCACUGAGCUGAUCCGUCUCAUCCAGAAAAGAAGCUCUGAUGUGAAGCAGCAGGUCAGAUCCCAGCAGGAAACUGAAGUGAGUCGAGUCAAAGAGCUUCAGGAGAAGCUGGAGCAGGAGAUCGCUGAGCUGAAGAGGAAAGACGGCGAGCUGGAGCAGCUCUCACACACAGAGGAUCACAACCAGUUUCUACACAACUACCCCUCACUGUCAGCACUCAGUGAGUCUACACACUCAUCCAGCAUCAAUAUUCGUCCUCUGAGGUACUUUGAGGAUGUGACAGCAGCUGUGUCAGAGACCAGAGAUAAACUACAGGACAUUCUGAGAGAGGAAUGGACAAACAUCUCACUGACAGUCACUGAAGUGGAUGUUUUACUGUCACCACCAGAGCCAAAGACCAGAGCUGGAUUCUUAAAAUAUUCACAUGAAAUCACACUGGAUCCAAACACGGCACAUAUACUUUUGUUGUUAUCUGAGGGGAACAGAAAAGUAACAAGAAUGAAACAACAGCAGUCUUAUUCUGAUCAUCCAGACAGAUUUGCUGAUUGGUGUUAUCAGGUCCUGAGUAGAGAGAGUCUGACUGGACGUUGUUACUGGGAGGUGGAGUGGAGAGGUGGAGAAGUUGGUCUCGCAGUCACAUACAAGAAUAUCAUCAGAGCAGGGAGCCUCGAUGAAUGUGGAUUUGGAUACAAUGACAAAUCUUGGGCAUUAUAUUGUGACAUAAAGAGUUUUCAAUUUUGGCACAACAAUGUCCACAUUGACCUCUCAGGUCCUCGGUCCUCCAGAGUAGGAGUGUACCUGGAUCACAGAGCAGGUAUUCUGUCUUUCUACAGCGUCUCUGAAACCAUGACUCUCCUCCACAGAGUCCAGACCACAUUCACUCAGCCGCUCUAUGCUGGACUUUCUCUUUGGGAUGAUGGAGACACUGCAGAGUUGAUUAAAAUCAAAUAGAGAAGACAGGUUCAUGUUAAUCCCUGACCAUUAUAUGUACUUGUGUAGUUUCUAAAUGAGGCUUUACAUUUUAGAGGCUGAGAAGUUCAGUGGUCCAUUGAUGUGUGAAAAUAAUAUUGCACUGAUUCAAACUGUACUUACAUUUAUAUACCUUACAUCAAUAUAAAUCUGAAUUUGUUCUUAUGGCUGAUAAUCAUGUGAGUUUAAAUGAUACUACUCUUCAUAUUCAGCAUGUUUGAAAUCUUUCAUCAGUCUGGUUAGUGGUUUUAUUCUGUAGUUGCUGUAGUGGGUUGUCAAAUGCAACAAUAUAUUGGAGCUGCAGUGAUUCAUCAGUUAGUCAAUGAUUAGAGAAUUGAUUGUUUUAAAAUGUAACAAAAAAAUGAAUCCUUGAGGUUUUUGACCUUAUAUUAUUGUUAUUAUUGUAUCUACAGUGAUGACAUUUAA
This is a messenger RNA of Oreochromis aureus, 2121 nucleotides long. RefSeq names its product tripartite motif-containing protein 16-like. The transcript has a single exon. The record is from RefSeq and is a predicted model, not a curated record. The coding region runs from base 1 to 1677 and encodes 558 amino acids. NCBI's taxonomy places the organism in Eukaryota, Metazoa, Chordata, Actinopteri, Cichliformes, Cichlidae. Gene Ontology annotation, molecular function: zinc ion binding; protein binding.